AUGAUACCCACACCAGUUUCGAAGAAGAUAAGGAGCAGGCUGAGUUUGUCCAUCCAUAGAAAGCCCCACUUUUUGUUUCGCCAAAAUUUGCUACUAGACAAGGGGGAAAAAUGGGAGCCCAAGUUAAGGAAGGGCCACCCUGAAUUCGCCAAGCAGUUCGACAUACUGAACCGGCAGGUCACCGGCUUCCGCAAGUACAAACCGCCUCCAGUGAAAAGAGAAGAAACGAAAAAGGACUACGACAUAACGAACUUUCACGAAGUGAAAUCCAAAUUUAGGUUUGAGAUGAAUGGCUUUUUCGAAGAUGAAGGGAACGUCUUCUGCCAGGAGCUCUACAGAACCGCCAAGCGCAUGUUCCUAGUUGGCUGGAUCAAGUGCAGGCGGCGAUUUGCCAUGGGCCACUUCCAAGGAGACGCGUACGCCAUUUCCUAUUUGAGGCACUGGUUCGACAUGUACUCGUCGCAGACGAACAGGAUCGACAAGCUGAGGAUUUUCGACGAGAACCACGGGAUAGCCAGCUUCGAUUAUUAG
Messenger RNA from Plasmodium vivax (malaria parasite P. vivax), 531 nucleotides. RefSeq lists its product as hypothetical. The record is from RefSeq and is a predicted model, not a curated record. The coding region runs from base 1 to 531 and encodes 176 amino acids. The transcript has 4 exons. NCBI's taxonomy places the organism in Eukaryota, Apicomplexa, Aconoidasida, Haemosporida, Plasmodiidae.